UAGUCACGAUGAAAUGGAUCGUCGCGCUUUACAUAUACCAGCUUACACCGUAUUAUGGCACAGUCAGUAAAAAUGCGCGGAGCAGUUAUUAUUCUCUACUUUGUCGGUUUCCUGUUUGAAAAAAUAACAGGACAUGCAACGCAAGAAAGGCAACUAAAAAUUAUCGGAGGACAAUUAGUCGAUAUAAAAUAUCGACCCUUCGUGCUUGCUUUACAAGAUGAAAAUGGAUUUUUCUGCGGUGCUAGCAUAAUAUCACGGAAAUAUGGUCUCACCGCUUUUCAUUGUUUAGAUCCGCCAACAUCCAAGUAUUAUGUACGGGCUGGAUCCAACAGAACGGAUAAAGGUGGAUCCCUGCAUAAAGUGACAAAAAUUCAUAUAUAUAAUGAUUCAUACGUCCCCUCAUUUUCGACAUUACCGGUCCACGACAUCGCACUUUUUGAAGUAAAACCAUUCUUUCGUUUUUCAAAAACCAUUCGACCAAUUCGUCUACCAAGACCAGCUCCUAAAAUAUACCAGAAAUUGUUUAUCUGCGGCUGGGGAACCACUGAUUCAGGACAAGUAUCUCAAACUCUUAGAGGCAUUUACAUUCAUCACGUUCCGUUUGAAACCUGCAUUCACACUAGUAAGAUAUACAAAAAAAUCGUUGAAGAUGAUCGUCAUAUAUGCUAUGGAAACCCAGGAAAAGAUGCUUGUCAGGGAGAUUCCGGAGGACCAUUAACCAGUAACAAAACAAUUUACGGUGUCGUAUCUUUUGGUGAUGGUUGUGGAAAAGUGCCUGGUGUUUACGUUAGAGUAUCCUAUUAUCUAGAGUGGAUUAAAAAUGUUACGAAUUUAUGAUUGCACACCUGGUCAAUGAAUAAUUUCGAUUUUUUUUAGUUUUAAUUAGUUUGUUCCGAAUUAGUUUUAAUCGGCCUGUAAAAUUACUUGAUCUGAUUAUUAAUAUUUUUUAACAAUUAAAAAGAGUUGGUUUAUUUAAAUGUACCUUAAAUAUACUUUAGUUUUGAACUAUGAUUAGUAGUAGAGAUUUACGAUUAUUAGAAAUAUGAAAAAUUUGUUAUUUUAUGAUUUUCGGUGUGUAUAGCGAAUUACAAAUUUAUUAAACUUAUUUAAUAAAAUUAUAUUGUAUUUUGUGUUGGUGAAUAUAGCAAAAAAAUAACUCAAUACAUGAUGCUACUAAAAGCCUUGUGUUCUUAUCCAAGUAUACAGGUUGAAAGUAUUGUUUUCGAGAGAAUAGGCACAAAAGGCAUAUCGAAUCACGGAGUCGUGAACCCUCCUGCGUUCAGGUCCGGUGCGUGCAGGAAAUUCACUACAUACACGCGCUACGCAAGAGUGUCUCGCACCCGUGCACGCGACUCACGUAGCACUCGCUCGUGCAAAGCUAAAUAAAAGAUACAAAUACGUGAUCACAUAAUGUACUUAAUGAAUAUUGAGUUUUACGUGACCAUGAUAUUUUUGAUAAUAUUUAUAGCUUUUGUAUACCAUAUGUAGGUACUGGUCAUAACGCAGCAAUUAACAAAACAAUGCUGGAUUAAAGAGUA
Linepithema humile (Argentine ant) is the source of this 1538-nucleotide messenger RNA. Its product is annotated as trypsin epsilon-like. Gene Ontology annotation, molecular function: serine-type endopeptidase activity. NCBI's taxonomy places the organism in Eukaryota, Metazoa, Arthropoda, Insecta, Hymenoptera, Formicidae. The record is from RefSeq and is a predicted model, not a curated record. Gene Ontology annotation, biological process: proteolysis.